Pipistrellus nathusii (Nathusius's pipistrelle) is the source of this 981-nucleotide messenger RNA. NCBI's taxonomy places the organism in Eukaryota, Metazoa, Chordata, Mammalia, Chiroptera, Vespertilionidae. The record is from the annotation of a GenBank genome assembly.
AUGAUGGCGACCAUGAGGGGGUCGAUGCGGCAGAGGCUGGUGGGCUUGGCGGCCGUCAGGGCUGUCAGCACCUCAUCUCUGAGUACGUUCCCAAAGCGGGUGAAAAUUGUGGAAGUUGGUCCCCGAGAUGGACUACAGAAUGAAAAGAAUAUCGUCCCUACUCCAGUGAAAAUCAGGAUGAUAGACAUGCUUUCUGAAGCGGGACUCCCCGUGAUAGAAGCCACCAGCUUUGUGUCCCCCAAGUGGGUUCCUCAGAUGGCUGACCACAUCGAAGUCUUGAAGGGCAUCCAGAAGUUUCCUGGCAUCAACUACCCCGUCCUGACCCCAAAUUUCAAAGGCUAUCAGGCAGCGGUGGCUGCUGGAGCCAAGGAAGUGAGCAUCUUUGGAGCUGCCUCCGAGCUUUUCACCAAGAAGAACAUCAACUGCUCCAUAGAUGAAAGUUUGCAGCGGUUUGACCAGGUCUUGAAGGCAGCGCAGACAGCUGGCAUCCCUGUGCGGGGGUACGUCUCCUGUGUGCUUGGAUGUCCCUAUGAAGGGAAGAUCUCCCCAGCCAAAGUAGCUGAGGUCAGCAAGAAGAUGUACUCAAUGGGCUGCUAUGAGAUCUCCUUGGGGGACACCAUCGGCGUGGGCACCCCUGGCAUCAUGAAGGACAUGCUGUCCGCCGUCAUGCAGGAGGUGCCCGUGGCCGCCCUGGCUGUCCAUUGUCAUGAUACCUAUGGCCAGGCCCUGGCCAACACCCUGAUGGCCCUGCAGAUGGGAGUGAGUGUCGUGGACUCCUCUGUGGCCGGACUGGGAGGCUGUCCCUAUGCACAGGGGGCAUCGGGGAACUUGGCCACCGAGGACCUGGUCUACAUGCUGGAGGGCUUGGGCAUUCACACGGGUGUGAACUUCCAAAAGCUCCUGGAAGCUGGGAACUUUAUCUGUCAAGCCCUUAACCGAAAAACCAGCUCCAAGGUGGCUCAGGCCACUUGUAAGCUGUGA